Sinocyclocheilus anshuiensis is the source of this 715-nucleotide messenger RNA. RefSeq names its product LDLR chaperone MESD-like. The transcript has 4 exons. Gene Ontology annotation, biological process: protein folding. The record is from RefSeq and is a predicted model, not a curated record. Bases 28 to 540 code for a protein of 170 amino acids. Lineage: Eukaryota; Metazoa; Chordata; Actinopteri; Cypriniformes; Cyprinidae.
ACCAAUCAGCGAGCUCCAGGUUUAAAGAUGGCGUCACCCGUCAGCUGCAGGACUGCAUCAGUAUUGUUUUGUCUCAUAUUAUUCACAUCGGUUCAUUGUACAGACACUAAACCGAAGAAGAAGAAGGACAUACGGGAUUAUAAUGAGGCGGAUAUGGCCAGACUGCUGGAGGAGUGGGAGAAAUUUGUGGUGGGAUCCAACCGUGCCAUCUUCAUGCUGCGUGACGGGAGCUACGCCUGGGAGAUUAAAGACUUCCUGGUCGCUCAGGACCGCUUCACUAUAAUCACUGUUUGUAUCUUUCUCAUCAGAUUUGUGGUGGGAUCCAACCGUGCCAUCUUCAUGCUGCGUGACGGGAGCUACGCCUGGGAGAUUAAAGACUUCCUGAUCGCUCAGGACCGCUGUGAGGAUGUGACCGUGGAAGGACAGGUGUACCCCAGGAAAACUGCCAAGAAAGAUGCCAAGGGGAACGAGCAAAACGAGACCAAGAAGAAAGACAAGAAAGCAGCCAACCGAGCAAAUAAAAGCAAGCAGGAGCUUUGAUACACGAGCCUCAAAGGCGCAGCAUGGUCUUAAUAGGACUGAAGGAGCGUUUCUCUAACAUAUGUUAGCAGGUACUUUGACACACAGGUUGAUGAGUCAAAUCAGCAAUCUUUGUUUCAGUUUCUUUGAUUUGUUUUACUGUAACUCACCUCAUUUUUUCACAGUCAAUCAAAGA